CCCAAAUGCUCUCAUUCCUGCGCAAUGCUCGCUUGCAGCGCACUGCUCGCUCGUGGACUACUGCUCAUAGUCGUGAUCUGAACUGCUCCGCCAUCUUGCGUCAGGAAGAAACAGAGAAAGAUGACGCGGAAGAUGUACCCGCUAAGGAACGCUCCGGCUUUCGAGACGUGUCGUUUGAGCAGUGGCUGAGGACGGAAGGCAAAAAGUACGAGACAUCACGUCGGCCACGGAACUGGCUGGGUGGCGAAGUACCUUUCCCCCUAAACCGCACCUUCAGACCUCCCCCACCCAUCUCGGAUCGACUUCGUGCCGUGAUCUACAAUGAGUUCAUGUCCAAUCCUGCUGUUUACACUGUACGAACGCUGUCGGAACGGAAGGGCAUCAGCAUGCAGCGAGUUGCUGCGAUUUUGAGGCUGAAGGGUUUGGAAGAGAAUUGGCGGAAGGGCAAGCCUCUGCAAACCGGUUUCCUAGUCGGGAUGGAAGAGAUUCUCGGCAUCACGGAAAGGAAACAGACUCGGCAAUCGCAGAUUGAAUUGGCUGGUACGGAGGGAAUUCAAGAGUUGGGCGGAGACGCCAGUCAAGCCGAUCGGCAAAUGGAAGAAGGCAAUGAUCGUGCUCGUGAACGUUAUCAACGGCUGUUCUGGGAGCCGGUCGUUGAGGGCUACGAGCCCAUCAUUCCUGCAGAGUUGGAGCGCGCUGCCACUGUGCACCAUGAGAAAGCUAAACAAGAAGCGAGCUUGAAGUUAAUACUCGCACGCGUGCCUCCGGUUAAGCAUGAAACACACAUUGUCGAAAAGGAAGGCCGACCUCCUAUAGAGUUUGUUGAUGUAGGCAGCAAGUAUGUCGACAUCGACGAUCGUUUGCGCAGGUUGAAGGAAAGUGAGCGACGAUCGCAACUCAAGGCGAAGAGGAGAGCACGGAAGGCUAGUUUGAAGCGGGAAAGAGCAGCUGUAGUCGCGCCCGCAGCGACGGAUUAG
Messenger RNA from Laetiporus sulphureus 93-53, 977 nucleotides. RefSeq lists its product as uncharacterized. Gene Ontology annotation, biological process: mitochondrial translation. The record is from RefSeq and is a predicted model, not a curated record. Gene Ontology annotation, molecular function: structural constituent of ribosome. Lineage: Eukaryota; Fungi; Basidiomycota; Agaricomycetes; Polyporales; Laetiporaceae. The coding region runs from base 6 to 977 and encodes 323 amino acids. Gene Ontology annotation, cellular component: mitochondrial small ribosomal subunit. The transcript has 4 exons.